GUGAAAUAAUCUGGUCUUUUGGCAACAAUGCCAUUUCCAUUUGGCAAAUCCCAUAAGUCUCCUGCGGACAUUGUAAAAAAUCUAAAGGAGAGCAUGGCGGUGUUAGAAAAACAAGAUAUCUCUGACAAAAAGGCAGAAAAGGCCACGGAAGAAGUGUCGAAGAAUCUGGUAGCUAUGAAGGAAAUCUUGUAUGGUACAAAUGAGAAGGAACCCCAGACUGAAGCAGUGGCACAGCUGGCUCAGGAGCUGUACAACAGUGGCCUCCUCAGCACUUUGAUAGCAGACUUACAACUCAUUGACUUUGAGGGCAAGAAAGAUGUGGCUCAGAUUUUCAACAACAUUUUGAGAAGGCAGAUUGGCACACGGACUCCAACUGUGGAAUAUAUCUGCACUCAGCAAAAUAUAUUGUUCAUGUUACUGAAAGGGUAUGAAUCACCAGAAAUCGCACUUAAUUGCGGCAUUAUGCUGCGCGAAUGUAUCCGGCAUGAACCAUUGGCAAAAGUUAUUCUGUGGGCUGAGCAAUUUUAUGAUUUCUUCAGAUAUGUGGAAAUGUCAACUUUUGACAUUGCUUCAGACGCGUUUGCCACAUUCAAGGAUUUGCUUACACGACAUAAACUUCUGAGUGCAGAAUUUUUGGAACGGUAUUACGAUCGAUUCUUCAGUGAAUAUGAAAAGUUACUCCAUUCAGAAAACUAUGUCACAAAAAGACAGUCACUGAAGCUACUUGGAGAGCUUCUACUGGAUAGACAUAAUUUUACCAUAAUGACAAAGUAUAUCAGCAAACCAGAGAACUUGAAGCUCAUGAUGAAUCUUCUGCGAGACAAAAGCCGCAACAUUCAGUUUGAGGCCUUCCAUGUAUUUAAGGUGUUUGUGGCCAAUCCCAACAAAACUCAGCCAAUUCUGGAUAUCUUGCUGAAAAACCAGACCAAGCUGAUAGAGUUUCUCAGCAAAUUCCAGAAUGACAGGACCGAAGAUGAACAAUUCAAUGAUGAGAAGACUUACUUGGUCAAACAAAUCAGAGAUCUAAAGAGACCAGCACCCCAGGAAUCCUAAAGCUGUGUUAUAAAACAGAAUGCAAUUUAAGCAACUGCUGUCUAUUAAUGAACAUCAAGCACCCUUAUUCGAUUCUUAUGGAUUACUGCUAAUCUGCUGUCCAGUGAACGGUUUUUGUUUUUUUGUUUUGAAGUCAAAAAGAUGAAAUUUAGCUGCUGCUUUCCUGCACAUUAGAGCACAACAUGGACUGUUUCUAUGACAAAAAAGUAACUUCAAUGUAAACAUACCGUCUUAUGGUUAAACGUAGGUGAGAGGGAAUUUGGUUUAUGUAAGCAAAUUUUUAGAAAUUAGAAUGGUUCAUGAAAAAAGGAUAACAACAGUAAACAGAGGUUGCAUGCCUGGUAUAAGAUCUAUUUAUUUGCAAACUGUGCUGAGUGUUUGUCAUGGAUUUGAUCUAUGCUAACAUUUAAAGGCACACACCAUAGUCAUAAGGAUUAAAGUGCUGGAUCUCCAUGUUAUUGAUUUUUCCUUUAUGGAUAUGGUGCGCUACUUGUGAUUUAAUUUAGUUGGGUUCAUUUUUCUAUGGUGUAUGUUUUUUGAAGUCAUUUAGUAGAACUUGUUCACAAAAUGGUUUAAAAGUGAACUCCAUUCAAAUAUGAAUAGGGGACUAAAAUCAGUUAUUGGUUAGAGUUCUCCUAGGAUGCAAAGCUAUGCAUGUUUACUGUAAAGAAAUCGAGCCUGCAGCAUUGUGACAGCGAUUUUCCCCCUGGUGCUCUGUAAACAGAUUUCCCAGUGGAUUGUGUCCUACCUGUGACACGUUUUUUUAAUGCUAGGAAAUUUAUUGAUAAAAUUGAAAGUUGAAAUGCUGCAUCUCCCCUCCUGUAAUUGCAGAAUGUAGUGUUACAAGCUAGAUUUCUUUGCAUAGUUGUACACAAUUCAGAAUGCUGGCAAAGAACUGUAGAUGUGAGAAGUUUUUCUUUUUAAGGGAUGUGAUUAUCCCCCUUAAUGUAUUAAGUAACUUUCAGGAGAAUUAAUCUGUUGGAAAGGGGUUGUUCUUAUUGGGGGAGAAGAGAAUGUACAUAGGCCUUUUGUUGAUUUAUAGAUUUUGCAGGCAGUUUGAUUUACAAGAAUUGAAAAGUAUAUACACUUUCAAAUGUUUUACUUAUGUUAAUUUUAAUUCCUAUUUUCUGUUUGGGAGUUAGCAUUGGAACUCUGCAUUUCAUUAGAGGGAUUUGCUGGUUCCUUGUACAUAACUUUUAGGCCGCUCAGUUCUAAAAAUGAUUAAUUUGUACAGCGGAAGAAUGUUAUUGUGUUAGUCUAACUAUUUACUUAAUAUUGAGUUUUGCAUAUGAAUGCUGAUAUGUUAUUUGAAUAUUUCUGCUGAUCACAUGAAAUUGCUGAUUAAUAUUUGCAGUAGAACAGCAUUCUAAAGCCAAUUCUGUAUUUAUGCUAUUUGCUACUGGGCCGCUGUGAUCAGGAUAGGCAAAUGAAUAAACUGGAAGACCUCCCCCAGUUCACUCCCCACCCCCACCCCAAAAAACUGGAUUUAUGCUAAUUAUUUGUGAGCCCUCCGCAUUCAAUUAUACCACAGUUGGGACUUUUGUUUUUAACAAAAUGGUUGAAAUAAGUCUGCAGAAAAGUUAUUUGCUUUUGUGUUCUUAAUAUAAACUUACAAACAAAGUGAUAGCAUUUAAUUGGUGUAUUACUGUUUCUUUUUAAUCCAGUUGAUAACUUUAGAUCUUGCCUUGAAGUGUACUUGAGCUUUUAGAUUCCGGUGCAUCAGGUUUCUAAAUUUGAGGAACUCUGAAGUCAGAUAACAUUUGAAAUAUAUUAGUGUUUUCUGAUCGAGUAAUGCAUUGCAGCAUAUUAUAAAUGUUGUACUCUUAAGAACCUAAAUGUCAAUAUAAACUGCCCCCAUGCUUUUUUAAAAAAAACCAGUUUAAAAAACAAUGUUAAAACCAUGUGGGCACUUCAUAUUUUCCUGAUGACAGUUGCAUGUUAAAUAGUGACUUUUUUACAUUGCUGAUUGUGGAACUGUUGCAUUGGGAUUCACUGUUGUGAACUUAGCCAUAGCAUACAAACGUUAGUCAAUAUUUUAACUUGCUAUGGGAGUGACUGUCAAAAUUAGCUUAAUUGACUGUCCACUAAAUCAUAUCAAAAAUAUUUUAACUCGACAACUGCAACUUAAAAUAACUAUUUUCAAUGAAUGUGAGGAGUUGACAAAUGUUACUGCUAUGCUGAAAUUUGACUCAUCAAUACUCCUUCCAUUUUACACCUGGUUACUUAGGUCUACAUUCAGUGUCACUAAUAUAUAUACAGUUCAGGCCACCUCCAUUAAUGCAAGUAGAGACUUGUUCAGGAUACGUGUACAAUUCUCAUGUAUCUGGAAAAGGCUGUUUUUGUUUCAUCAGAAACACCCUGUGGGAUUAUUUUCCUGUAGCUAAUGUGUCACUUGAUAGCUGCAUAACUACAGAAAGCUUUUAGUUAUUGCACUGGCUGCUUUGCAAGUAUGUCAACAUAUUAAGAAUUGGAAACAAUGCAUUGCUGAGUAAUAUGUUGUGCAAUCCAUACUAUAAAUGGGUUGAAAACUAAAGCAUGAGGUCACUUUAGGAAGAUGCCAAAUAUAUAAAUAUUUAAGAUGUAGCAUGAGUAUGGUUAAACAUUUGUAAGUUGUGUUGUUUGUAAGCCAUAUAUACUCAAAUUAUGCUGCAAUCUUAGGUUGUAAGGAGCCGUUGCACUGGAAUCUUCAAGUACUGUGAAAUGUUGCCCUCCAAAGAUAUUUCUGCAGGGUGAUCAGUUUUUGAAUCAUUAGGACUGCUUUAUAAUAGCAAAUCUUGCUAAAUAUGUCCUGUCUCCCCAUAAAACAAUGUCAGAUGAUCUGACUGGCCCCAAGGAUACAAAUAAAUUUUGAUUAAAUAUA
Chiloscyllium plagiosum (whitespotted bambooshark) is the source of this 3913-nucleotide messenger RNA. Lineage: Eukaryota; Metazoa; Chordata; Chondrichthyes; Orectolobiformes; Hemiscylliidae. The record is from RefSeq and is a predicted model, not a curated record.